GCGCUGAAUAGCGCAGCAUCCUUUCCCUUCUCCCCCACCCUCGGCCUCGCUUCCAGCCAUCCGCCGCGGCUCGUCUCCGUCUCCCGGCUCCUCGGCGUCUAGCUCGUCAACGCGCGCGUCCGCCGUCGGCUCCUCCGACCGGCGUCCCACCACAGGGGAAUACAGAUCGACGAUCCGCUGGGCUUGCAAACAUGUAUAUCCGAGUGAAGCGCAACAAGAGUACCUACUUCAUUCAAUGUGAACCAACAGAGACAGCUUUGAGCAUCAAACAGAAGUUGCACUCGCUGAUAGAUCAACCUCCUAGUAGUCAGCAGUUGGUCUUGUGGCCUAGCAGUGAUGUGCUUGAAGACUCAAAGACUUUGGCAGAUCAAAAGGUGGAUAACGAUUCCAUUGUUGCAUUGGCACUAAGAAAAGAUGACGGUGAGUUUGAGGAAGUUUUCAUCGCUAGGCCGGAGGAUUUCAUGUCAUCAUCAUGAUAAAGAUUAGUCCAUCAUUUCUACAAAGGGACCACUGCGCGUUCUUGGAGUGGACCGUCGCUCUAUGCUGGUUCUUCUAGAAUCUGGGAUGUGGCUUGCUUGUCCCUUUGGGAGGAAAAAGAAAAUCUUUUAUGUGAGAUCCCAAACAACCGUUGUGGAUGAUAUUAAGCUUUGAUUUGACGCUCCAACUGAUGCCGUGCUUCUUGUACCUACUGGUGUCUGUCUUGGUGUUGGGAUCAGAGCGCACCUAAUUGUCCUUUUUUGUACCAGCUGUUGUAUGCGAAUCCAUCUGUGCCUUCAUCACCUAAUGCACUCGCUGUUGCUGCUGGC
This is a messenger RNA of Zea mays, 806 nucleotides long. RefSeq lists its product as uncharacterized. The coding region runs from base 192 to 476 and encodes 94 amino acids. NCBI's taxonomy places the organism in Eukaryota, Viridiplantae, Streptophyta, Magnoliopsida, Poales, Poaceae. Gene Ontology annotation, molecular function: protein binding. The transcript is spliced from 4 exons. The record is from RefSeq and is marked predicted.